AUGAAGCAAAAAAUUUCUAUCAAGCAUGAUGACUCUGAUGAUGACAGCGCUGGGGGAGGUAAUAAUGAUGGAUUUGCAGUUAUGGAAAAUGAAUUCUAUCCAGAUGAGGAAGACUAGGGUCCAAAACUUUCUCCAGAGGAAGAGAAAAAGGCUGCAGAUGAGAGAAAAAAGUAAAAGAAGUUGGAGUAAUUAGACAAAAAGAUCAAGAAAUUGAGUAAAAAGCAUGAAAAGGAAAAGACUAGUUUGAGGGUAGCUUCAGAAAUAAAGAAUAAAAGGAAGAGAUAGGAAGUUGUGAUACUACAGAAGAUGGCAUAGAAGUAGACUAAACUUAUUGAAAAGCUUAAGAAAAAGAAGGUAAGAGGAGAAGAAGGAGAGGAGGCUAUGCCUAAGGGUGUUACUAAGACUAUUGAAAGCAUGAGAGUUGCUGAUGAAACACUUAUAGCUGAGGGAGAUGAUGAAGAGAUUAAAGGUGACCAAGAGAUCGAUGAGUUCAGCAAAUACUUCAAGAAUGAGACCACACCCAAGAUUCUAAUGACAACUAAUAGACGCCCCAAAGGAGGAAUAUUUGAUUUUCUGAAAGAAGUGAAGGACGCAAUACCUAAUACAGAGUAUUAUGAGAGGAAGAACUUUAGAAUCAAAUAGGUUAUUGAAUGGGCUAUUAAAAGAGAUUAUACAGACAUUCUUGUAUUCUAUGAAAAGCACGAUACUCUGAUUCAGAGUCAUUUGCCCGAUGGACCGACUGCAACAUUUAGAGUAUCUGGAGUCAAGCUGAGAAAAGAGAUUUAUCAUCACGCUGUCCCUUCUUCAUACAAUCCAGAACUUAUUCUCAAUAAUUUUGAUACUAUGCUGGGCCAUAGAAUUGGAAGAAUGCUGGCAUCAAUGUAUCCUCAGUCGCCUAAUUUCCACGGCAGAAGAGUGGUUACCUUUCACAAUUAAAGAGAUUUCAUUUUCUUCAGGUAGCAUAGAUAUGAGUUUACAGAGGAUCACUAGCGAGCAAAUUUAUAAGAGAUAGGUCCAAGAUUUACUCUAAAGCUGCAUGCCCUACAACUGGGAACAUUAGAUACCAAGUUUGGAGAAUUUGAAUACAUUUUCAAACCUAAAAUGGGAGUAAAUAGAAAGUAGUUCUAUAUGUGA
Messenger RNA from Stylonychia lemnae, 1134 nucleotides. The record is from the annotation of a GenBank genome assembly. Lineage: Eukaryota; Ciliophora; Spirotrichea; Sporadotrichida; Oxytrichidae.